AUGGAAGUAAGAAAUCAAACAUCUGUUACAGAAUUUCUGCUUUCGGGUUUAGUUGAUGACCCCAGCCUAAAUUAUCUCUUUUUCCUGAUCUUCUUAUUAAUGUACCUAAUUACAUUACUGGGUAAUAUUUCUAUGAUUACUUUAAUUUGCUGCUCCUCUAAACUUCGGAACCCUAUGUAUUUUUUUCUGUGCCAUCUUUCUUUCUCAGAUGUCUGCUAUUCUUCUGUCAUUACUCCUAAGAUUCUUAGCAACAUGGUCUCCAAGCGAAUGGUUAUAUCCUUUCAAGGCUGCGCUGCUCAGCUCUUCUUUUUUGCCCUCUUUGUAGGUGCUGAAUGUUUUCUUGUAACUGUAAUGGCAUAUGAUCGUUAUGUAGCAAUUUGUUAUCCUUUACUUUAUGUCAUGAUUAUGAGCAGAGAUCUACAGCUGAAACUGGUUGGAAUGGCAUAUUCUGGUGGACUUAUAACAUCAAUAAUACACACAAGCUGUACUUUUAGGUUGUCAUUUUGUAAUUCCAACAAGGUCAACCAUUUAUAUUGUGACAUCCCCCCACUGCUGAAGCUUUCCUGCACAAAUACUUCUAUGAGUGAACUCUUUAUGUUUCUUUUAUCCAGUAUUUUAGGAACAUUCUCUCUUCUCAUCAUCUUGAUUUCCUAUGGCAACAUAAUUUCUUCUAUCCUGAAGAUAAAGUCAUCAGAUGGAAGACUCAAAGCAUUUUCAACGUGCUCCUCUCAUCUGCUGGUAGUCAUUUUAUUCUUUGGAACAGCUAUAUUUGUUUAUAUAAGACCUAUUUCAAGUCACUCAAUCCAGACGGAUAAAGUGAUAUCAUUGUUUUACACUGUAGUUAUUCCUUUACUGAAUCCAAUUAUUUAUAGUCUUAGAAAUAUACAAGUCAGAUCUGCUUUCAUGAAUAUCAUGUCUAAAGCUUUUUACUCAUAA
Xenopus laevis (African clawed frog) is the source of this 936-nucleotide messenger RNA. RefSeq names its product olfactory receptor 1019. NCBI's taxonomy places the organism in Eukaryota, Metazoa, Chordata, Amphibia, Anura, Pipidae. The coding region runs from base 1 to 936 and encodes 311 amino acids. The transcript has a single exon. The record is from RefSeq and is a predicted model, not a curated record.